AUGACUGCUCAUAAUAUACUUGAUCUUCCUAAUGAAAUUCUUGAAAUCAUAGUAUUUAAUAUCAUUGGUAGACCAUGGAAAGAUGAUAUACGUGAUUUUCUUUCAUUUACAUCAACUUGUCGACGAUUUUAUCAAUGGUCUCAUGAUGAAAAAUAUUGGCAAAAACUAGCCUUACAACGUGAUCCAACAACUACAAAAUUAACAGAAGAUAUAACAUGGUUAGAUUAUUGUAAACAAAUUUAUCUUAUGCGUUUAAUAUCAUCUGAUGAAUUAGAAGAAAAAAUAAGUCGAUUUGAUGAAAAUUAUUUUUGUACAAUUGAAAAAAUUCUUCUUUGGCCUGAUAAAAUACGUAUAUAUAUUGAUGAACGUGGAGAUAAUUCACUUGGUGGUAUUCAACAUCCUAGACAUUCAACAAUAGCAUAUCUUGAAGAAAAUUCUACUAAUUUUUAUGGACAUAAUACUACUACAGUUUGUGAUAGUAACUUUUCUAUUGCAGAUGAAAAAGCACAAUAUUUAGGUUAUUUAGAUUUUGUAAUAAAUAUUUCAUUUGAUUGUAUUGGAAAAGUGCUUUAUUUUCAAUAUGGCUAUAGUGGUUAUAGUAUGACGAAACUUUUUCAUAUAAAACAAUCAUUUAUCGAUAAAUAUAAUCUUCUUCCUUUGAUGAGAAAAUGUCAAAACAUUGGAUAA
Molecule: messenger RNA, 687 nt
Organism: Rotaria sp. Silwood1
Lineage: Eukaryota; Metazoa; Rotifera; Eurotatoria; Philodinida; Philodinidae
Source: the annotation of a GenBank genome assembly